UUUUCCUUUAAAUAUUUCGUUUUUAUUCUUGUUUUUGUUCAAAUUCAUGUCUUCCGCUUCUUCUCGCCUUCAAACAGUGAAAGAACACUUAAAGGUAUACCGCAUUUGUUAAACACCCAGUACUGUGUCAAAAUGUCAAUACUCACUGGGAAACAUACAUAUAGCCUGUCAUGUCUUCUCACAAGAGCCCUAUCACUUGUCAUGUCCUCAUUGCAUCCUUAGGUGUACCUGGUGAAAACAUCGAUGUCAAAAUCGAAAAGUUAGACUCUACUGGCGCCUUCAGUACUCUUUCCACAUCUCAAACCAACAAUGAUGGUCGCUGCCCUACUUUAUUGCCGGAAGGUUAUAAGGCUGAGAAGGGUAUUUACAGAGUCACUUUUGAAACUGCUGCUUACUUUUCCAAGAUGGGUCAAAAGUGUUUCUAUCCUUAUGUCCAGAUCGUUUUCGAACUUGCUAAUCCUGAGCAACAUUAUCACAUUCCCCUUUUGAUCAGUCCUUACUCUUAUACUACUUAUCGUGGUAGUUAAAUCAGUUCCAUGACAUAUAUUUUAAGUCGCUGAAUGUGUUGUAAAUAUAGACUUAUUUAAUAAAGAUCCAAUCGAAAGUCUGCCGUUGUACACAAAUGGGUAUAUUUAUUG
Messenger RNA from Mycotypha africana, 638 nucleotides. Its product is annotated as hydroxyisourate hydrolase. NCBI's taxonomy places the organism in Eukaryota, Fungi, Mucoromycota, Mucoromycetes, Mucorales, Mycotyphaceae. The transcript is spliced from 3 exons. Gene Ontology annotation, molecular function: hydroxyisourate hydrolase activity. The coding region runs from base 171 to 527 and encodes 118 amino acids. The record is from RefSeq and is a predicted model, not a curated record. Gene Ontology annotation, biological process: purine nucleobase metabolic process.